Messenger RNA from Tuber aestivum (summer truffle), 1082 nucleotides. Lineage: Eukaryota; Fungi; Ascomycota; Pezizomycetes; Pezizales; Tuberaceae. The record is from the annotation of a GenBank genome assembly.
AGGCCGUAUCGUAUGAUUCCCUACGGCAGAAAUAACAGGUUCACUGGCCGCCAGGAUCUAAUUGAGUCGCUGAGGAGGUAUUCUGAACGUAAAGGGCACAACCGGAUCGCGCUCCAUGGAUUGGGCGGUUCUGGGUAUGUAUUCAUGAUCGCCAUUUUAGGAGCCUACUAACCUCGUUUAGGAAGACCCAGAUUGCCCUCGAAUACCUCUAUCGGCGCGCAAGCGAGAGCGAAUGUGAUGUUUUCUGGGUGCACGGGAGUGGCCUACCAAAAUUUAGCGACGACUUUAGAGCGAUAGCACAACAUGUUCGAAUUCCGCCACCCAGUGCCGAGCCAGACGAAGAGAGUCUCCUGUUAAAUAUCAAGAGGUGGUUCGAAGGUCCAUCCAGUGGCGAUUGGAUGCUGGUUAUUGACAACGCCGACAAUGAGGAGGACUUUAUGGGCAACCGCGGUCGCAUUUCCAAAUUUGUACCACAAGGGUCUCGGGGUACCUUGAUACUCACCACCAGAUCAACCCAGGUUGCAUCACGAGAGCGUUGUGAAAUGAUUGAGGUCAGAAAAAUGGCGGAGAAUGAUGCCCAAGAAUUGCUUUUGAAACUCUUGGGUAACGUGAACUGCGGGAGAGAUGGAGAAAAAGAUGCGAUCACAAUGAUCCUGCAAUCUAUACAUCACAUCCCACUGGCUAUCAUAGGCGCAGCAUCCUUCAUGACAGAAACCCACACUCCGCCUUCUACUUACUGGUCUAUUUUUCUCGGAAGCGACGAGCACGCCAAGAGGCUUCUUUCACGGCCGUUUUGCGAUAUCCAACGAGAGACCGACAUUACUGAGAGCACCCUCACUACGUAUUUCAUCACCUUUGACCGGAUUGCAAGGGGGAUGCCCCUAGCGGCGGAUCUUUUGCGUUUAAUCGCCUUCUUCGAUCGGCAGAACAUACCCGAAGAGCUAUUGCGCCAAAGCGGGUUGGAAGGGAUAGACGAUCAAAUCCAGUUUCGUGAGGGAAUUGGAAAACUAUUAGGAUUUUCGCUAGUUACGGCCAUCACACAUGAGGACAAGACAUUUUACGAGCUACAUCGAUUGGUGCAA